Messenger RNA from Oreochromis aureus, 591 nucleotides. It is a transcript of the gene fabp4b, whose product is annotated as fatty acid binding protein 4b. The transcript has 4 exons. Bases 102 to 506 code for a protein of 134 amino acids. Gene Ontology annotation, biological process: fatty acid transport. Gene Ontology annotation, cellular component: nucleus; cytosol. Gene Ontology annotation, molecular function: fatty acid binding. The record is from RefSeq and is a predicted model, not a curated record. Lineage: Eukaryota; Metazoa; Chordata; Actinopteri; Cichliformes; Cichlidae.
AUAGGCAAUUUUCACAGCUUUUCGGUCUCUUCGCCUUUCAUCAGCAGAGGAUUCAAGUAUCUUUUGUCUGCAGCCCAAGCGUCAGCUUCACCUUCACCAUCAUGGUUGAGCAGUUUGUUGGAACCUGGACUCUUGUUAACAGCGACAAGUUUGAUGACUACAUGAAAGCAGUCGGCGUAAAUUUCGCCACUCGGCAAAUGGGAAUCCUUGCAAAGCCUAACGUGGUGAUCAACGUGGGUGAUGAUGGGUUUAUUACACUAAAGUCUGUGACUACAUUCAAGACCACGGAGUUCAAGUUCAAGCUGAAUGAGGAAUGCGAUGAGGACACUCCUGACGGCAGAGCCACCAAGACCACCAUGACAAUUGAGGAUGGCAAACUCGUGCAGAAACAGGCUUGGGAUGGGAAGACGACAAGAAUUGAGCGAGAAAUUCAAGAUGGAAAACUAAUAGCUAAAUGUUACAUGGAUGAUGUUGUUGCAGUGAGGACCUAUGAGAAAGCGGCUUAAUGCACUCUUUGCGAAGAGUUCCUGUUCCUUCAAGACCGUGCUCUACGGCCAAACAUGGCAAUAAAGUUUAAACUGUGACACUUCA